Messenger RNA from Periophthalmus magnuspinnatus, 1392 nucleotides. RefSeq names its product F-box protein 36b (gene fbxo36b). Lineage: Eukaryota; Metazoa; Chordata; Actinopteri; Gobiiformes; Gobiidae. The record is from RefSeq and is a predicted model, not a curated record. Gene Ontology annotation, molecular function: protein binding; single-stranded RNA binding. Gene Ontology annotation, biological process: retrotransposition. The transcript has 7 exons. Bases 1 to 1392 code for a protein of 463 amino acids. Gene Ontology annotation, cellular component: ribonucleoprotein complex.
AUGGCGUCGCUCCUGAAAGACCCACUGUUUGAAACAUCCGGGAUGGCUCCGGCGCCAAAUAGGACUUAUUGUUACUUAACCAUAACUAAAUCUGAGGUAAUCUGGAGAUGGUGGAAGAUCUCUCUCAGAGCUGUGGACCGGCUCGCGGGGCCUGGAGAAGUUAAGCUGUCCCACCAGGAGAUGUUAGAAGACAAACAGUUACAGGGGGAAAUCACUACAGUGUUUGGACAGGAUGUGUUGGACCACGCCAAGACUCUGUGCCAAGGUCAUUUUAACUACCUGGAGCAUCUGUCCGAUGCUCUGCUCCUCCACAUCCUGGGCUUUCUGGAGCUGGAGGAUGUGGGACAGCUCCUACGCACUUCACGACAAUUCUGGAAGCUGUGCCAAUCAGAGGAGUAUUGGGAGAACGCAGUGCAGCAGCGGUGUAGCACUCUGCCGGACGAGGUGGUGGCUCUGGCCAGAGACAUCGGCUGGAGGCGCAUUUUCUUCACCAACAAAAUCCAACUGCAACUGCUCAUCCACCGCCACCGGGUGAAACUCCAAGAAGCACUGGAAGAGGAGGAACGGGAACUCCAAACUGCAACAUCUGAGACGUCCCCUGAAGACAAGAGCUCUAGCCCCAAACCUGAGAAGUCCAGCAUCAGUCCUUCUGAGCAGAGGUCCAGCAAUACUCUCAGCUUGGACUCUGAUAAUAGCUUCUCCGGUUCCUACACUGACCUUUCCCUCAGCUCAGAUGACGGGCCCAAAGGUUCACUGGAGAACUUCUUCAAGGAUCUGGAAGAGGUCCAACUGGCUCAAAGCAACAAAGCAGAAAUAAAGAGUGAAGAUGGCGACUUCCAGUCAAAAUCCAAGGGACACAGAGAGACUCUCUCUUUGGAGUUCAAGGCCUCGUUCCAAUCUCUCGACUCGAAACUGGACGGUGUUGAAGCUUCUAUUAAGGAGCAUGGGGUCCGUGUCAGAUCACUGGAGGAGAAUGCAGAUUCGUUUGAACAAUGCCUAACUUAUGUGGAGGAUAAGUGUCGUACUUUGCAACAAGACAACCACUCGCUUAGGGAGAAAGUGGCGGAUCUGGAGGGACGCAGUAGGCGCCAAAACAUUCGCAUUGUUGGCUUACCAGAGAACAUAGAGGGUCCUCGCCCAACCGCUUUCUUCUCUCAACGUCUGGCAGAGGUUUUUGAUGAAAACGUGCUCCCUACUCCACCGGAGAUUGACCGUGCUCAUCGGACCGCUGGCGCUAAACCUGCACUGGGAGCCAAACUGCGUCCUGUGAUCCUCCGUCUCCACCGAUUCCAGGUGAAAGACCUGAUCAUCUGUAGCCUGGUGAAGUCCCUGAGCCUCCUGCACUCUCACCAGCGCUGGGGCAGGGGCAACCGUCCGUGGGACAACCACUGA